CGGCACAGAGAGCGCAUUCCUGACCUUUUGGAGAGUCCGGGCUCGAGGCGGGACCACCUGAGACAUUCGCGCUUUGCCUCCGGAAGCCACGGCAAUGCUCACCCAACGAGGCGCUACGAGCACCAACAGGCCGCUACAGGUAGCAACAAGUACGAACGUGUCAGCCCGCACCCACGGCGCAGGCUUACCAACGCCGCGAGGCUUGAGCAACAAUACCGCAACUUUCACGAUCAGUCGAGCAGCGACGAGUGCCUCGUCAACCUCAGCCGCAGCAAGUCCAAGAGCACGAGCUCAAUCGACACCCAGUCGGUCAACAACAUCCUCGACGAGUAUGAGGACCUUAACUACCGUCGAUCCUCGGAUCUAAGUGACGUCGAGGUUGACCUUGACAUCGGGGUCAACAAUUUCGAGGAGUUGAUGGACAUGCAGAGGCGCCACGCCGUUGAGAAGCAAAGUUAUCGGCACCACAGGUCGCACAACCAACAGCGGCAGCACUUCCAUCAGCCCGUGUCGCCGACCAAGAUCAGCCGGCAGACGCAGGUGCACCAACGCUCGCGUGACAGGCAGCGCUUCCUGUCUCCCAUAGCAACAGUGGUGGCGGGAGUACCAACAGAAGAAAGCUUACGCCACGCUGACAAGAGAAACCCAGCCAUGGCGUUCCAGUUGAACCAGGAGGCGCGCUCGAGCACCCGCUCAACCAAGGCGAACGCGCCCGAGGUGCUGAUGUUGCGCAAGGGUGAGGUCCAGAAGCGGGUUGACGAGUGGUUGAGCCAGACGCGGAGCCAGAAUUGCGCGGGCUUCAACGCAAGGGAGGCCAGAUCCAAGACAACGGCGACAACAGGCCUAACGCGGUCCAACAGUAGCGCCGAGCAGAAGAGCCACCGCAGAAUGCGUCAGCAGGAAUCGAGGAUCCGUCGGUCGCAGCUCAACGGCUCCUCGAGCUACGACGAUCUUACCCAUGACGAGCUAAGGACGAGUAACGACCAGCGAGCCAGCGUUGCCGUCAGCACGAGCCGGGGCACUUACCGGCAGUACCUUGCUCUAAAGAAUCGUGCGCGCGUGCAAAGGCAACAGCAGCAACAGCUACAAGAGACAAGCACUGGACUUCGCUCGAGGGAGGCUAGCCCAGCGGGAGCACGGGCUCAGCAGUCUCGAGCCGACCCGGCCAAUUCCAGCUUCCGCUCGGUGUCGUCGAAUCGCCCUGGGAUCGAGGAGUCACCUAAGAAACAGGAGCACCAUCCCCAUAAUCCAUCAUGGCCCGGGGAGGCAGCGCCGCUAAUAAGCGUCCGUGGCAAAAAUGCUCGGGUCAAGCACCAGAUGGAGAACCGUAUUUCCAGUCUGGUGAAGGCGCGGAACGAGAUGUCAGCAGCUCCACCACCUGAACCCACGAUCGUCCGUCGCUCCUCCUUCAAACGCGAGUCCAUACGAGCCAGUUCCAACGAGCAAGACGCUCCAGGAAGCACGAGUGGUCCCACAGAGUCUGGCUCAGAUUUGUCCCAGGAACACUUGGUAUCGGUCAACGCACGCAUCCAGGCGUUCCAAGACCGAAGUGAGGGUCGGUCGAGCAAGUCGAGGAACAGCAACAACCUGCAAGGCUCGAAUGUUCUCAUCGAGAUGAGGAACAAAUCACCGAUGUCACCAACAAGGAUGCCAGAUUCCCUCAACCAGUCGACCUUCAAGCCUCAGACUCCCGUUCAGCCAGAAAAGCUGAGCUCCCAACCUAGUAGGCCCAACGAUGUCGACUGCUUGACGACUAAGUACGUCGAAAAGAUCUACGAGUCGACCCUCCAGCCGGAGGUCAUUCACGCGGAUAAUCUAGAGUCUGUAUUCAAGCCCGGCCGGAUGCACUUCGUCUACGGAGAGAGAACGUCCAAGGAUGUGGACGCGAGCCUAGGCUUCGGGAAAAGAGACGAGGACACAAACGACAAGAAAAAAAUCAGCGGGCCCAUUCGCAAGGGCUUAGAGCCAGAGAGCAAGCCCGAAUCAACGGGACUUCAUAGUUGCAUCAAAAUCCUGCAGAGGUCGCCUAGCUUUAGGCUAAAGAGGGCACCACCUGUCCAGAAAAAAAAGGAAACUCAAGAUCCCGAGGAAGAUCGGCAACCCCAGCAUGUGCUGACCACAUUUGGAACUUCAAGCCUUAAAGCGACUGAUGGGGUUAAUUUAGCCUGUGAUGAAGCUGCCAGGCAGCAGGGAAACGGCGAUUAUUCGCGAGCACGGGAAAACCUCGACCCGAACUCAUACGAGUCCCGGAGCACGUUGAAGCUUAACAGCGGUGGCCACGUUACGAGUGAUGGUACGGUUUUAACGGAGAUAUCGUCGAGCAAGAGCUUGUCAAGUGAAAACCAGCCUAUCCCUCCAGUCCAAGUCGAGUCGGUCUGCAGUACCAUCCAAAGUGAUAGAUCGACGACGGCGGGUGGUACGGCGCUUAUCAACAGCAGUGACGUGCUGAUUAAAAAUCUGAAUUUCGAACAAGAUUUGCCUCCCGUACCACCACUGCGUACUUGUUUCGAGCGUAGGCAAGAACCGGCCCUCGUCGUCGAGAUCGCGCCUCUGCGGAACAAGCCGUUGAACUACAAUAGUGUUCUGAACGAUGAUUACACGGAUCUGCAGACGCGAGUUCCGAGCCAGCAGAUGGAAAACGGAAAAAUUUACGUUACUAGGGAGGAAAUGGAGCGAAAGAGGCUGAUGGAUCUACUAAGGAGAGGCGAGUUCGAUGCUGUUAAAACGGAGCUCGAGCGAAGCUACACCUUGUCGACACCCGGCACCGAGAGUCCAGUCUUCUGUCCACCACCUUGCUCGCCACCACCGGCGCCUGCCGCCUACAUAUCCAGCGCCCGCGCCUCGUCGCGCAGACUAGCCUCGGGCACCAGUCUUGGCCCGGCUGGUGCAGCCACCUCCCCCGAACGGGAUCCCCUCGGCCGGCUGAUCAGAUACCUAAAGACCUUCUACCGAGAAGUGGGUACGAGGGAUCCGCCGCACUUGCCACAAUGGGCCUCGCCACUGCCACCAGGCACUUUGUGCCCGGCCCACUUUCAGCCGCACCUCCAAAUCGUCCACAAGAGCGAGCAGGAGCAUCGGCUGGAGAACAUCAAGAUGGAUCAAAUUUUUUCCCCGGUCAGGCUGGGCGACUGCUCGAUCGCAGACGCGCCCCGUCGCGUGUCCGUCGAAGGCGGCCCAGGAAGCGGUCGCACGACCUUCUGCCUGCGGCUGUUGUACCAAUGGGCGACCCAGAGCGAGGGUCCCACCCUGGCAUUUGUGGUGCCGCUGCGGGAGUUGCGGGGCGGGCAGCUGUUGAGCUACCUGACGCGAGAGCUGUUUCCGCGCGGCGGGCCCCUGUCAGAGGCGAUCCAGCAGGUGUGGCGGACGCUGCAGUUGCUGGAGGACCGGCUGCUGUUCGUCCUCGACGGGUACGACGAGUGCGCUCCAGGCAGGGCUGGGCUCGGGGACGCCCUGGACCUGCUCGAGGGGAGGCUCUUCCCGGAGGCGAGGCUGCUGCUCACGUGCUCGGCCAACGACGCCGCGGCUCUCGGGCCGUUCGUCCAGAGGAGGCUGCACCUCGCCGGGUUGGAGUGGGCCCACGUCGAGAGGCUCUGCGUCGCUUACUUCAUUCACAACGACAUGGCCGAGAGGGCCUGCGAGUUUCUCGAGGUACUCAACGUGCAGCCCUUGCACGUGAGGCAGUUGGCGCAGCAUCCACUCGGCUGGACGAUGCUCUGCGUGCUCUAUCAGGACAGCGGUAGUCUGCCGCCGGAGAUGAGUGCCUUGGUUCAGUCGGCGGUGAAGUGCGUGGUGAAGCGUAGCCUGGAGCCAUCGGUGGCCCCCAACGAGGAGAUACCCGGGCACUGUCGCAAACGCCUCGAGGACUUUGGGAAGCUCGCACUGGCGGCUCUGCGCGAAAACCGCUGCUACUACAGCGAAGCCGAGCUGAGGAGUCGGGGAGGUGGCCUCGAGAUCACGAGACUCGGCUUCCUCAACAGAGGGCUCACGUUCGCCCAGAGGCGCAAGGCCGACUUGUACACGCCGAUCCACCUGUCGGUCGCUGAGUUCCUUUCUGCCUACUAUCUCUCGUCGAUCGCGCAGUACGCCAACAUCCUGCGCCGCGAGCUCGAGGGCCUGCCCCCGGGGAUAAUCGGCCACUUGGCCGGGCUCCUGGGCCCCAAGACCCACCUCGUGCUCAACCAGCUGUGUCCCCUGGAGGUGCCGGCUCGGGCGAUGUUUGGCCUGCUGAGGGCAGCUGGGGCCUCGGACGGCAACGUCGGUGCCGUGUGCCGGCUGGUUGGGGCUGGCCCGGGCUUCGGACCGGCCCCGAGCGAGCGCUCGCCCGCCCCUUUGGUCCACACGUCGCCGCUGGAGCUCGAGGGCUGGGCCCGGGUGCUCGAGAGCUCGGCGUGCAGUCUCGAGGCGCUCGAGGUGGUGUUUCAGGUCGAGCGGGGCUCCGAUCCGCGCCACUUGGCCGAGUUCUUCGAGGCCCUGGCGCGCAACGAGAGCGUCAAACUCGUGAGGAUCACGUCCCUACUGGGCCAGGAGUUUCCCGCUGACGAGGUGCUCAGGCUCGCCGAGCACGUCAGGAACGUGCUUUGCAAGAAGAGGCUGCACGAGUUCGAGCUCGUCAUCACCUGUCUCGAGGAGUCGGCCCAUGACCGGCUCGAGUGCGUGGUGAGCGCGCUGUGUCGGGGCAUGAGCCAGGCCUCGAAUCAACUGUCGCGGCUGGUCCUCGACAUGAACUUGUCGGGCGAGCAGGUGUCGCGGGUGUGCGAGGCGUUGCGCCACUGCAGCCAAGUGCAGGCGCUGCAUUUGCCGCAUCUGGGCUGCGGCUGCGAGGGUCUAGCCUCCGUGGCCGAUCUUCUGAAGGAGCGACCGCUGCUCGCGCUCAACCUUGCCGGCAGCUGGGGUGCGAAGAAUGAGGAUCCGUCCAGCUCUGGGAUCAGCAUGGGUUCGGGCUCCGGCUCAGGGAGCAGUGGCUGCGCGUCAAGUACCCUCGGCAGCCUACCGGCGAACAAUCGAUGCUACUCGUCCCUUCCACGAGGUGCUCUAGCCGCUUAUGGUGGCUCGAACCGACCGGCUACCUUGCCACGAUUGCCCCUCGGCGUGGGCGUGCCAGGUGGCAACGGCAGUUUACCCAGCACCAGUGGCAACGAGCGCGACCGCGACAGCAGCAACGGCAGCAGCAAACGCAACAGCGACAGCGUCCUGUGCCACAGGCUACCUGGACUGUCGCCUCUACCUGCCUGUGACGUCGUCAGCCAUCAGGGUACCGGCUUUCACGAGAUCUUUAAUGCUAUCAGGGAGCCAAACUGCAAGCUGCGCUCGCUAAAUGUAUCCAAGUGUUUGCUGGGUGGCCUGGACGCCGCCUGCCUGGGCGAGACGAUCAGACGAGCGCGCAAUCUGGACGCGGUGAGAGCGGCGGGGGCCUCAAGGCCCAUCGACGUGAUGCCUCUGGUGCUCGCCCUGGCCGAAGCCCCCUGCCUCCAGUUGCUCGAUCUCGCCAGUCCCCGUCUUGCCCUCGACGACCACCCGUGCAGGCUACUCUGCCACGCGCUUGCUCGCAACUCGACCCUUCGUUUGCUCAGCCUCGAGGGCUGGACCUUCAGGAUUGAGGAAUCGGAGACGCUGUCCGUGUUUGCGGAGCUGCUGCGCUGUACGAGCGUGCGAGAACUGAGUCUGUGCAACGCCCGUCUCCACUUGGCCGUGCACGAGGGCCCACUGUCAAGGCUGGGCCGCCGUGACGACGCUGGGGCCGAACUGCUCAGGGCCGCGGCGCCACCCACCUGUCCAGACGUCGUUUUCCUCAGGCUAGCUGGUUUUCAGGUGACGGUUAACGACAGACUGGCACUACGGGGCCCGUUGCUGCUGCCCUUCCUUGCGGGCUUCACGAGCUUGAGCGAGCUUGACCUCUCGCUCGACAAAUCAACAGUCGGUAACAACAACUACUCGAGCAGUGGUAGCUCGCUCCUGUUCAUCGACGACCGUAUCCUCGUGCAGUUCUUCAGUUGCCUGGCCAGUGGUUUCCGAGGCCUCCAGUCGCUCCGCAUCAACCACUGGCGCGUCAGCCUCGAGGAAAGCGAGCGCAGCCUCCGGCAGAUCGGCAAGCAGCUGCAGCGCGGUUGCACGAGCCUGAGCUUUCUCAAAGCGGCCGGGCUCUACGUUACCGACAGCGCCAAAAAGACAAGGAUCGAGCACUGCCUCGUCCAAACGCUCCUGGCUAACCUGCACUCGCUCGCCUGGCUCUGCAUAGACGGAGUCGAGCUCGCCGAGGCCCAAGCUGCAAGUAUCGGCAAAUGCGUGCGCGAACGAUUUUCAGGCUCGAGUCUCGAGAUCAGCGCCAAAGACGUGCACGUGAGGGCCGUCAAGGCGCUUGUUACGAGCAUCGAGGAAGCCGGCCGGGCCGAGGUACUCUACGCUGGUGGCGCUGCCUGUCGGCUCAAAAUCACCAAGAUACAGAAGGGCUCCAAAGCUCGAAGGAAGUGAAUACCCUCACUACGGUAUACAUUGUUUUAAGCUUACCUGAGCGAUACUUUUGUUUGUUUUUUUUUUGGUGGGCGUCUCUUUCUCUGGCUGAGCUAAUUGUACAGUUGUUGUUAGAAAGAGAGCGAUCGCAUUCAAUCGCAAAGUUUGUUGUUAUUGUAAUUUUGCAGGGGACGGAAGAAAUGUUGAUGACGAUGGUAUAUAUGUUGUAAUUUGUAAAUAUGAAAGUUGAAUCAAACGAAAGCGAAAGUGGGUCGAUUUUUAUGCUUUGCCAACGAUCCGAAGCUGAUGAUCGUAAAGCAGAUAAAGAGUAUAUUGAGUAGUUUUUGGAGUCAUUCAACUGAUUUGACUUCGUAUCACUUGUUGCCAAUCAAAAAUAUAUAUAUUCUAUUUGGAAAAAUUUUUAUCUAAGAAAAUACAUACCUUUUCAUUGGACUCUGCCUUAAGAGGACGCAGAUCCGUAAAUGAGGCUCUACUUUCCGGCCGAGGCAAGAAUGAAAAGUCACAUAAAAUUUUUAAAAAUUUGUUACAGCUUUUUUAUCUGUUGAGAAAACUACAUACUUUGUAAGAUUUUACUGUUUUUAUAAAUAUUUUGACCCUACUUUUUUAGUUAACGAGUAUCGUAUUUGUAAAAUGACAUAAUGAAGUUGCUCAUGUAAGGUGACUGCAAGUACUGUCCAAAUUACAAUCGUAAACGCACUGCCAAUAAAUUUAUGCAAUUAAAAUUUACACAAAUAUCAAAUAACCUCUUUUUUGUCGAAAUUGAGUGAUGAAAUGAAUAUGUUUAUGUAUUACACAUGCUAAUAUUACAUUGCAAACUAAACAUAAUUUAUGCAAGUUACUGUGAUUAAAACAGCUUAUACUGGUAGCAAUUUCAGCAAAAGAAAUAUUUCAGCUUGGUGAUAAAUCUCUCUUGCUCCUUCAAUAUGUGAUUAUCAUUAAUCUCUCUAAAUAGCUAUCGUAAAAAGUUGAUGUUUGCAAAAAAUUUAUGAAUCGAAAAUUGAAUUUAUAUAAAUUUUUAUGCCUUUGACUGACUGAUAUUGACGUACAUUAUAAAACAUACUUAUAUGUUUCCGAAACUCCAACUAUGAAUAAAAUUCUGAUUUUGAAGAAUUUACACUGUAGAAAUAAAACGAAAAA
This is a messenger RNA of Copidosoma floridanum, 7605 nucleotides long. RefSeq lists its product as uncharacterized. The record is from RefSeq and is a predicted model, not a curated record. NCBI's taxonomy places the organism in Eukaryota, Metazoa, Arthropoda, Insecta, Hymenoptera, Encyrtidae.